Messenger RNA from Closterium sp. Naga37s-1, 477 nucleotides. Lineage: Eukaryota; Viridiplantae; Streptophyta; Zygnematophyceae; Desmidiales; Closteriaceae. The record is from the annotation of a GenBank genome assembly.
AUGCAGGUCGUUUUGAUCCAGAACUGUCGCACGCCAGUCGUGGGAUGGGCCUCGUUAGCAUCGUCGUUGACCCCAAUGUUGAUGGACGCGGGCGUGUACCCUUCUCGAGCUUGCUGUAUCAGAGCGUCCAGGUCGAAAGGCACCCUUGUUGGCGCCUCGUCGAGUGCAUUCCCCCCAAACCCUAACCCCUCCUACACCCCCAAGGCCAAGGUCAUCCCCGGCUCCAAGGUGCACGUCCCCAAGGCCAGCUCCCCUCCCGCCUCCCAGGUGCACACCCCCAAGUCCAGCUCCCCUCCCGCCUCCCAGAUGCACGCCCCCAAGGCCAGCCCCCCUCCCGCCUCCCAGGUGCACGCCCCCAAGGCCAUCUCCCCUCCCAACUCCCAGGUGCACGCCCCCAAGGCCAGCUCCCCUCCCGCCUCCAAGUCCCACGCCCCCAAGGCCAUCUCCCCUCCCGCCUCCCUGUCCUACCCCCCCUAG